This is a messenger RNA of Centruroides sculpturatus (bark scorpion), 2127 nucleotides long. RefSeq lists its product as uncharacterized. The transcript is spliced from 3 exons. The record is from RefSeq and is a predicted model, not a curated record. Lineage: Eukaryota; Metazoa; Arthropoda; Arachnida; Scorpiones; Buthidae. The coding region runs from base 61 to 594 and encodes 177 amino acids.
GGACUUUCUGUCUGCUAAAGCGUAGAUUUCUUCUGCAGAAUUAUAAUAACCGGAAGCGAGAUGAAACGAGACACCAUCCACUCCUCUGUUAGACCCUUCUAUUACCAAACGGAAUAUAACAUAACAGAGAAAUUGGUCAAAGAGAUUUCGGACCACGUUCCCGUAGAAUUCAGCUUAAGAGGAAAAGUUUCUCGGAGCUUCGUGGAAAACAUCCACGCGGAUAUUUGCAUUCGUGUGUACGAUAGAAGACCGAGUGACACUGCAAUUUCGGUGUUAAAGAACAGAAACAUUUCGGGCUUUCAUGUUGAAUUUUACGACGAUGCGAAAAGGUGUCGACAGAGAUUAAUUAUAACUAAAGAAGCGACUAAUUUUCGAGAUUUAAUAUCGUCGCUUGAGGAUUUAAACGUAAAAAUGAGCAAUGUUUUGAGUUCCGAAACCGUAGAAACCAUUAGUUUCAAGUCGGAACAUGGUUCGCUUUUCGAUUGUGACAGCUGCAACACGGUUACACACCCAAAAUAUAUACUAACUAUCGACUGUUAUUCGGUUACUGACAUUUGUACUGUUUAUUUAUGUAGACAAACGUUUUUUAAUUAAUACCGUGCGAUAACGUUAAAAAUGCGGUGAAACUUCGUUUUUCCGGAUCAAACGAGAUCGGUCCAGACCCGGAUAAUGAGAAAUUAUUGGCUUAUUAAAAUUAGAGUUUAAAAUUCCAUACUGAAAAUACUUUUUAAUGGUGAAAAUUUAAAUAGAUUUCAUUAUGAAAAACCUCAAACACUUCCUAAUUGUAUCCAAUGUGUUUUCCAUUCGUAGAUACCUUCAUAACAUUUACUCUCGUAUUUCAAAAUCUUUUAGUUAAUACUCCUGUUGUUAUUACUACAGUAUAAGAAUCCUCUUGACCUUUGAAACCUACACGUAAUGGUUAAUCCAGUUCUUGUAUACACCCGUUAAUUCUACUAAUAAAUAUAAAUACUUUACAUGGAUUAUCCAGAAAACACCAGUUACAGUACACCUAUCCCUGGUUUUACAUGGAAGAAGACACUCUUUACAUAGUUUAAAAUAAAAAAGGGAACUGGCAUCUGGUGAUGUAGAUACAGCGCAAGAAUAUCCAAGAAAAUUUGCUGAAAUUGUUGCCAACAAUUCAUGUACUCCUGAUCAAGUUUUCAAUGCCGAUGAGUCAGGGUUAUUUUGGAAAAAAAAUGCCAGAGAGGACCUAUGUGUCUAAAAUUGAUAAAUCAGCUAGCGGUCAUAAAGCAGCAAAAGAUGGUAUAACAAUUCUUUUCUGUAGCAACGCUUCGGGAGAUUACAUCAUGAAACCAUUGGUUAUUAACAAAUCAAAAAUACCACGCGUAUUUAAAGAAAUAAAUAUCAACCAUCUUCCUGUUUAUUGAAGGGUCAAUAAGAAAGCGUGGGUUACUGCCGCGAUGUUUAAUGAAUGGUUUCAUGAACAGAUGCCAAAGAUCCCAGAUGCCAAAAUCAGAUCUCAGAUCCCAGAUGCCAAAAUAUAUUUAAAUGAAAAAGGACUACCUUUUAAAGUGCUUUUGUUAAUUGACAAUGCACCGGGUCAUCCGCGAUAUCUGCAGCAUGAGAAUGUCCAAGUUAUAUUUUUACCAAAGAAUACGACAUUCUUACAACCAUUAGACUUUUAAGGCUCUGUGUUUGUGGCCAAAUGUACCGGUAGUUAAAGAUAAAGCUUCUAUUUCACCAUUAAAAGAUGAAUAUUCUCAGAUAGUACAAUUGGCGCAUUCAUUGAUUGGUGAAGGUUUCGACGAUUUUACUGAAAAAGAUUUUGCAGAACUAGCGGCUGAUAAAGAACUAAGUGAAGAUACUUUUCGAUUUACACGGUUUUACAUUCAAAAACUAACAAUUUCAAUUUACACGUUUUCCUCGGAAACUUAUCUACCGUGUAAAUCGAGGGAUGGGUGUAUUGUUUAUUCAAAACUGAGUAAUAAGCUGAAGCUGCGGGUUAGCGUAUCUGAAAAUCACACGUAAAUACUGGACGGAUUUCUAUAGAAUGCUUUCUAGAGUGGCAUCCCUUGGCAGAUUGCCCACGUGUUCCAUUGCCGUAUUCUAUCAAAUUAAUACUUCGAGUACUCCGUGGAAUAUCGCAGUUAUAAUGUAUUACAGCGG